Linum trigynum is the source of this 246-nucleotide messenger RNA. The record is from the annotation of a GenBank genome assembly. NCBI's taxonomy places the organism in Eukaryota, Viridiplantae, Streptophyta, Magnoliopsida, Malpighiales, Linaceae.
AUGGGAGGUGGCGACCGGUCACUGGUGGGUGGUGGCUGGUGGCAAGGGCGGUCAGGCUCGGGCGGCGUCGGCGUCGGGCUGUCAGGCAAACGGCGCGGGCCGCGGAGGACUAGACUCUGGAGUCUGGUCUGGAGGUCUGGACUGGAGGUCGGAGGAGGAGCUGAGCCCCGAGUUGCCGCCUGCCGAGGAGGAGUCGCCGCUUGCCGCGGGGCGCGGAGGAGGAGUCGAUGUUGGCUGUUGCCGUGA